AUGCGCUUCUUCGCCAUCACCGUUGCGGCCUUUGCUGCUGCCGUUGCUGCCCUUGAGAUCAACACCUUCCCUGCUGAGGGUGUUGUUGCCGGCCAGACCUACACCAUCACCUACUCGCCUGCCGACGACACCCCAACCACCUUCAUCCUCCGCCAGGGCAAGUCGACCGACCUCACCACCGUCGGAACCCUCACCACUACCGCCACUGGUGGAAAGUUCGAGUGGACCCCCGAGAAGAGCCUCCCAAGCCAGCCCGACUACGCGCUCCAGAUCCAGCGUGGAAGCGUCAUCAACUACUCUGCCCAAUUCCCUCUCAAGGGCGGAUCCGACGCGCCUGUUUCUUCGCCCAAGCCCUCUGGCUCUGCUUCGUCUUCUCCUACCCCUUCGCCUGCCAACUCGAUGAGCAGCGCAAUGGCCAGCAUGAUGUCCAGCAUGACCAACGCCAUGCCCUCUGCCUCCGCUACCAUGGGCUCCGGCGCAAACUCGACCGUCUCAUCCCCCACCCUCUCAAAGACUCACCUCCCCACUGGCACCAGCUCCGGCACUCUUCCCCAGGUCACCACCGCCGGUGGCAACAACCUCGCUGCCAGCCCUUUUGCUGCAAUGUUCGGUGCUCUUGCUGCUUUCGCUUACCUCGCUUAA
Pyrenophora tritici-repentis Pt-1C-BFP is the source of this 642-nucleotide messenger RNA. Its product is annotated as GPI-anchored multi-domain protein. The record is from RefSeq and is a predicted model, not a curated record. Lineage: Eukaryota; Fungi; Ascomycota; Dothideomycetes; Pleosporales; Pleosporaceae.